Messenger RNA from Cuculus canorus (common cuckoo), 2049 nucleotides. RefSeq names its product protein HGH1 homolog. The transcript is spliced from 7 exons. The record is from RefSeq and is a predicted model, not a curated record. Bases 31 to 2013 code for a protein of 660 amino acids. Lineage: Eukaryota; Metazoa; Chordata; Aves; Cuculiformes; Cuculidae.
UCCGCCCGUUCUCACGCGGCGGCUGCGAACAUGGAGGAAGCGGCUGUGGCGGAGCUGGCGGAGCUGUUGGCGGUCCCGGCGGCGCGGGAGGCCGCGGCGGAGGUUGCCCUGGCGCUGUCGGGGAGCGCCGAGGGGCGGAAGCUGCUGCUGGAGGGGCCGCCCGGGGUUCUCGAGGCGUUGUUGGAGCUGGGGACGACACCCUGGCCACCUGCUGCCUGCUGUGCGGCGGGCGGCCACGUCAACCCCAGCGCGGGGAGGCAGGGCAGAGGCGGCCAGGUCAACCCAAGCACGGGCGGCCAGGGUGUGCUGGGAGGCCAGGUCAACCCAAGCACGGGCGGCCAGGGUAUGCUGGGAGGCCAGGUCAACCCAAGCACGGGAGGCCAGGGUGUGGUGGGAGGCCAGGUCAACCCAAGCACGGGCGGCCAGGGUAUGCUGGGAGGCCAGGUCAACCCAAGCACGGGCGGGCAGGGUGUGCUGGGAGGCCAGGGUGUGGUGGGAGGCCAGGUCAACCCAAGCACGGGCGGCCAGGGUAUGCUGGGAGGCCAGGUCAACCCAAGCACGGGCGGGCAGGGUUUGGGGGGCCAGGUCAACCCAAGCACGGGCAGUCAGGGCGCAGGCGGUCAGAUUAAACCCAUUGCUGGUGGGUCGGGCUGUCAGGUCAACCCUAAUACGGGGGGCAAGGGCGCGGGCGGUCAGGUCAACCCCAGCACGGGAAGCCACGGCGCGGGCCGUCAGGUCAACCCAAGCACGUGUAGUCAUGGCGCGGGCUGUCAGGUCAACCCAAGCACGUGUAGUCAUGGCGCGGGCUGUCAGGUCAACCCAAGUACGUGUAGUCAUGGCGCGGGCUGUCAGGUCAACCCAAGCACGUGUAGUCAUGGCGCGGGCUGCCAGGUCAACCCAAGCACGUGUAGUCAUGGCGCGGGCUGUCAGGUCAACCCAAGCACGUGCAGUCAUGGCGCGGGCUGUCAGGUCAACCCAUGCACGUGUAGUCAUGGCGCGGGCUGCCAGGUCAACCCCACGGUAGGCGGCCAGGUCAACCCUGCUUUGAGCUGCCUGGUCAACCUCUCCUCCGAGCCAGCCGCCCGUGAACGGCUGCUGGCGGCUCUGCCCGCCCUGCUACGGCUCCUACCGGCCGGCCCGGCUUGCGGGGUAUUGGCCAACCUGUGCCGGGACCGCGAAGCGGCUCAGCGGGUGCUACAGGGGCUGGAAGAGAACGGAUCCGGGUUGGAGUCGCUCCUCGGGGCGUUGAGGGAGCCUCGACCGCCUCCGGAACUCGGCUCCCUCCUUUGUAACCUCAGUCAAAUCCCCGAGGGGCGCCGAGGGAUCCUCGACCGCUCCCGGCGGUCGGUGCAGCGGUUACUCCCCCACACGCAGUUCCCGGCGGUGUUGGAGCUGCGUCGCGGCCUCAUCGGAGCCCUCCGGAAUUGCUGCUUCCAAUACGAGGCCCACGAGUGGCUGUUGAGUGAAGAGGUCGACGUUCUCCCCUUUCUCCUCCUCCCUCUCGCCGGUCCCGAGGAAUUCCCUGAGGACGAGAUGGAACAACUUCCGGUGGACCUUCAAUACCUUCCGCCGGAGAAGCAACGCGAGGAAGAACCGGAUAUCCGGAAGAUGUUGUUGGAGACCAUCAUGCUGCUCUCGGCCACGGCCGUCGGUCGCGGUGUCCUUCGGGCCAAGGGGACAUUCCCGGUGCUGCGGGAGCUUCACCGCUCGGAGCAGGAGCCCCGCGUGCUGGCGGCGUGCCAAAAGCUCAUCCAGGUGCUCAUCGGGGACGAUCCCCCCCCGGGAAUGGAGAACCUUCUGACCGUGGAGGUCCCCGCAGAGGUGGAGCUGCAGCUUCAACGCUUGGACCGAGAGGAGGAGGAGGAGGAAGAGCGACGGUGGGAAGAGGCACAGAGGGGCGACGGUGCCCACGGAGAAGACCUCGGACCUCCUCGCGGUGGAAUGAGCUCCACAUCUCCCCAACGUCUCAACAUCUCCAGCGAUGGAGACUCCACCACCUCCAGCACGAGCUGAGAAGGCUUUGAGGGGCCAAAUCCUUCCUGCUUGGCC